Messenger RNA from Seminavis robusta, 1161 nucleotides. The record is from the annotation of a GenBank genome assembly. Lineage: Eukaryota; Bacillariophyta; Bacillariophyceae; Naviculales; Naviculaceae.
AUGCACAACUUGGAGAGCUUGAAGCUCGACUUCCACAACUGCAGGGCCCUGAAGUCGAUCCAGAGGCUUGGCGAAAGCCUCCCAGCGCUGCACAGGCUUUCCUAUAUUUCGCUGAAUCUAGCGCAAGCAGGAAUCGACUCCCUUGACGACUUCUGGGAACACCUAGCGGCUGCCAGUAGUGUGAAGCGAUGCUCCUUCGAGAUAGCCUUAUCUACAACAACGGAUGGCAUUGCAAGCAGUCUCGCCGUCGGCAUCUCUACGCUAUCGAGCCUCGAAGUGUGUGAAGUGAUCCUGAACGGAUACAAUGAGGCAGUGUUCGACAUUGGCGAGUCCCUUGCCAGCACAAGCAGGGUUCCAAUACUCAGGGUCAGGGCAGCGGAGACUGUCCCGAAGAUUGAGGGGGUCCCGUUGUCAAAGAUGAGGGCUGGACUUGAGGGAUUGAAGGUCUUAGAAUGGGCUGGCGACGACAUCAAAUCUUUGCCUAUUGUCUUAGGUUCAGCAACCAGACUCUCUACGUUGGACCUGAAGAACACCAGAUACAACACCUUUUGGGACAAUGUUGGUCCAGGUUUGGCGAAGCCAAUUGUCCAGAUGAGUUGGCUCGAAGUGCUCGCUCUGGAUCUACACGAUAUGAACCUGAUUGAUUGCGUCCUGGAGUUGUUCAGCGCAUUCAGCACCGCCUCCUUUGAACGCUUGAAGAAGCUUCAUGUCGUUUUUACGUCCGAGUUUUCCAAUCGCGGCACCGGCGGAAACAUUGUGUGCUUGGACGACUUUGCAAUCUUCUCAGGACAAAGGAUGCCUUUGAUGAAAUCUCUUCGGCUGGCCUUUUGCGUUGAGGAAUGUUACUACGACUGGGACUACAAUUGGAACAGGGAGCUGUUCUCAAACAUUUCAGGCUUUGCUGAUGGCUUGCGAGCGCUGAACGGCCGACUAGACGACCUGGAAGUCAAAUUGAAGGACUUCUUCGUGACCAGAAACAGCAUAGCAAGAGUGUUGCAAGCUGCGGUUGAUUGUGUGGAUGGGGCAACCAAACUAGAUCUGGAGCUUGGAAGUUUGCCCAGAAUACAAUCUGUUGAGGAUCUAUGCGAUGCCCUCUGCAGAACUGAAAAGGAAAGUCUGCAAUCUGAAAAGUUAAGUUUACCCACACAACUCACCCUCUGA